AUGAACUCCAAGGUCAGCAAAAUAGAAUUUCGCCUUUUAAGCUCAUUUUCAGCUUUCCCUUCUGAUUCUGGUGUCAAUUAUGGUGGCCGAUAUACUUUCGACCGAUCCUGUCGAGUUACAGAAAAGAGGUUAACUAAUAAAAAAGACUUCUUUGCGUCUUUUUUUUCGGCUAUUUUCUUUCAUUAACUUUAAAACUUCAAAUUCUCUUCUAUGAUCGUAUCUGUGAGGGAACAGAGAGCCCAGACAGGUCAGACUGUUUAUUUAGUAUCAGGCAUUUCAAAAAUCGUUUCUAGUAUGCUACCAAAACUGGAUGAUUGAAAGAAGAUAGCAAGAUUUCAAAAAGAUAUAUAGAUUUCUAGAAGUCAUCGAACGUAAAUGGUGCAUUUGGUGUUCGGCCUACGAUGAACCCUGCGAUGUUUUUGGCCCUUAUUGUAUGCUGGGGACGGAAUGCACGCAAGUUGUGAGUUUCUGAAUUUUCAACCUUUCAAUAAUUUUAUUCCCUUUUUUCAGAGAAAUUAUGGAAGGUACAAAUGGUCGACUAAAACCUACGUCUACGCCUGUCGAUGA
Messenger RNA from Caenorhabditis auriculariae, 567 nucleotides. NCBI's taxonomy places the organism in Eukaryota, Metazoa, Nematoda, Chromadorea, Rhabditida, Rhabditidae. The record is from the annotation of a GenBank genome assembly.